UCCCCCUCCCCGUCCCAGAAGCCAGGAUUCUUUCUGGGUUCUGCAGUGGUGCCGGAGAGUCCCCACACCGAAAGGCAGGCUUCGCCAUGUCCUCAGUGUUCGGGAAACCCCGCUCGGGCAGCGGGCAGCAGAGCGCGCCCCUCGAGGUCAACUUGGCCAUUCUCGGGCGCCGCGGCGCGGGCAAGUCCGCCCUGACCGUGAAGUUUCUGACCAGGAGAUUUAUCAGUGAAUACGACCCCAACUUGGAGGACACCUACAGUUCCGAGGAGACCGUGGACCACCAGCCUGUCCACCUGAGAGUCAUGGACACUGCAGACCUGGAUACCCCCAGGAACUGCGAGCGCUACCUGAACUGGGCCCACGCCUUCCUAGUGGUGUACAGCGUCGACAGCCGCCAGAGCUUCGAGGGCAGCAGCAGCUACCUGGAGCUGCUCGCUCUGCACGCAAAGGAGACGCAGCGUGGCUACCCUGCUCUGCUGCUGGGCAACAAGCUGGACAUGGCCCAGUACAGGCAGGUCACCCAGGCAGAGGGCGCGGCCUUGGCCGGCAGGUUCGGGUGCCUGUUUUUCGAGGUCUCUGCCUGCCUGGACUUCGAGCAUGUGCAGCACGUCUUCCACGAGGCGGUACGAGAGGCGAGGCGGGAGCUGGAGAAGAACUCCCUGGCCCGUCCCCUCUUCAUCUCCGAGGAGAGGGCCCUGCACCACCAGGCCCCGCUCACGGCCCGGCACGGGCUGGCCAGCUGCACCUUCAACACGCUUUCUACCGCCAGCCUGAAGGAGAUGCCCACUGUGGCCCAGGCCAAGCUGGUCACUGUGAAGUCAUCCCGGGCCCAGAGCAAGCGCAAGGCACCCACCCUGACCCUGCUGAAGGGCUUCAAGAUCUUCUGAGGGCCUGUGCUCAGGAUCCCAGGCUCGGCCUGGCGCGAGCACUAAGCAGUCUGAGGAGCAGGGGCUGGCUUCUCGCCACCGGCUUUCCUUCUGAGGGGAUGGCAGCUCUCGCCCCCUGGUGGACAGCUGACCCCUUCUCCAGCACCAGGCAGUGUCCCUGACACCCAGGUCACCGUACAGGCAGUAGGGACAGGCAGGAAUACUGCUCUUAUUCCCACCAGGCCUUGGUUUCCAUGGUAACCACUGCAUUCCCUCGCCCUGAAGAAAACAGCCGCCUUGACAUUGCAGAGACCUGGAGGCAGUCUGAAGUGGAAGGAUAAUGCAGUGUUCAUCAUGGCCCCAUCAUCCCUUGCUGUUCCAGCUACAACCAGGCAAGAUGUGGCCCCUAGUGGACAGCUGUAUGUGGACAGCUUCAGGAGGCCCUGCAUAAGGCCCCCCCACUUCAUUCCCCCUUCCCCAAGGUCCCAGCACCUCCUGGUGGACAGGAAGGGCAGGGUAGCUGCAGGUUUUGGAUGGCCAAAUCCUGGCCCUCCCCUUGUCUUCUGACCUCAUAGAACCCCCUGGCAACAAACCCCACAGUUUAUCCAAGUAAAAACUAGUUGAAAUAAUCCUACAGGACAGCCUGUAAGAAGCAAAGAUGUCCCAGGAAGGGUUAUUUCCAGUACUUUGCCUCUCAGCGAUGGUGAGGGAGGGGGCCGAGGGUAGGCCAGUGUGGCGAGCCUCCAGUGUGUUUUCACCAGGAGACAGGGUCCCCGUAUUUUCCCACCUUAAAUCACGGCCUCUGUCCACAGAUCUUCAGGACCAGCCUGCUCAAGUUUAAUGAUCAAAGCUGCAGAACAAAGUCAUUCUCUCCAGUGAUAAUCACCCAGGACUCCAGGGAGCCCACAGCUGGCUGUAUCAGACAUCCAGUUGGGCACUGGUAGGGCACUCUUUGUAGCCUGGUCUGGCAGGACCUGGUACCCUUGGCAAUGAGUCUGCUUGUUCAGAGCCCAUGUUUGUAAGAUAGAACCUAGAGCAUUUUCAGUUCCUAAAGCAAAUUUUUGUAUAAAUUAUUUGGGAUUGCCACCACAGUUCAUAUUGUAGCACUGUGGCUCAGACACAGGAUCAGGAUACUGCGGAUCCCACGAUUAACAAGAAAAGGAUCUGAGAGUCAGGGAGUUUCAUGGUUUUCUAACUCUGUUUACCACAGGGUCCCUGGCCCAAAGGAAGUCUUUCUUGGACCCUCAGUAGAUAUGCAGGUAAAGGAGAGGGCUGUGGGGUGGGGUGGAGGUAGUGAUUCUGAGCCCAGAAGCCUGCCUCUUCCCCUCUUAAGCUUGUAUUGAAAACAGUAGCUCUAUUACUGGCUUUUGCCACAUUCUGUAGCUAGAGAGGCCGAGGUCAGAGGGAGGGGUCCUGGCCUCAAGGCCACGUGAGGGGUCCUGGCCAGGCUUCCCAAACCACAGACCGGCUCUGGAUUUUGCGCUUUUGCUCCAAGCCGCUUGUGUGUGAACCACUGCCGUUUGAACAAACUGUGCGAUUCCAACUGCCCACAUCCAGAAAUAUUUUAUUAAAAAGGUUUUGUUUGUGUUUUCAUAA
Molecule: messenger RNA, 2462 nt
Organism: Sus scrofa (pig)
Lineage: Eukaryota; Metazoa; Chordata; Mammalia; Artiodactyla; Suidae
Source: RefSeq, a predicted model, not a curated record